Messenger RNA from Solanum verrucosum, 3327 nucleotides. RefSeq names its product receptor-like protein kinase 5. The coding region runs from base 365 to 3022 and encodes 885 amino acids. Gene Ontology annotation, biological process: protein phosphorylation. The transcript is spliced from 2 exons. NCBI's taxonomy places the organism in Eukaryota, Viridiplantae, Streptophyta, Magnoliopsida, Solanales, Solanaceae. Gene Ontology annotation, molecular function: protein binding; ATP binding; protein kinase activity. The record is from RefSeq and is a predicted model, not a curated record.
CAAAAUUAUUUUUUCACUUUUCAUUUUUCUGUUUUUCAUCAUUUCUCAUGGAAAAUCCCAAGAAUCUCCAAAUCAAGAAAAGGCCAUUUUACUCCAACUAAAACAACACUGGUUUACUUCACCAAAUGUCACAAAAUGGAUUUCAUCAUCAAAUCAUUGUUCUUGGGAUGGAAUAAUUUGUACCCAAAAUUUAGUUUCUGGUAUUCAAAUCCCUUAUGGAAAUAUCUCAAAACCAAUCCCAAAUUUCAUUUGUGAUCUUAAAAAUCUCACCUUUCUUGAUUUUAGCUAUAAUUUCAUCCCUGGAAACUUCCCUGAUAUCUACAGUUGUUCAAAUCUUGAAUUCUUAGACCUUUCUUAUAACUACAUGGCUGGUAAUCUCCCUGAUGAGAUUAACCGUCUUUCGAGUAAUCUAAAAUACCUAAACUUAACUUCCAACAACUUCAAUGGUGAUAUCCCUAAAGGAAUUGGUGGAUUGAGUCAGCUCAAAGUACUUGACCUGAGGGGGAAUAUGUUUGAUGGAUCUUUUCCUGAAGAGAUUGGUGAAUUGUUGAAUCUUGAAGCACUUAUGUUGAGCUCGAAUGGUUUUACUCCACAGGCUAUACCAUCACGAUUCACAAAGUUGAAAAAUUUGAAAAAUUUUUGGAUGACAGAAGCACAUUUGAUUGGAAAUAUCCCGGAAUAUAUUGGUAACAUGACAAGUCUUGAAUUUUUGGAUUUGUCGAACAAUGGAUUGAGUGGUAGUAUCCCUGAUGGUUUGUUUCAUCUCAAGAAUUUGAGUACUGUGUUUUUAUAUACUAACAAAUUGUCAGGGGAAAUACCACAGUCAGUUUCUGCAAUGAAUUUGUAUGUUGUUGAUUUGUGUAACAACAGUUUGACAGGAAAAAUACCAGAAGAUUUUGGAAAAUUGACGAAAAUGACUGGAUUGUCUUUGUUUUUCAAUCAAUUAUCAGGUGAAAUACCAUUGAGUAUAGGCAAGUUAUCAUCAUUGGUAUCUGUUAAGUUGUUUGGGAACAAGUUAUCAGGUGAAAUUCCACCUGAUUUUGGUCGAUUUUCGAAACUUUUUGACUUCCAAGUUUCAGAAAAUCAACUUGUUGGAAAGUUACCUGAGGGUAUUUGCAAUAACAAGGCUUUAGCUACGAUGGUUGCUUUUGGCAACAAUCUAACAGGUGCACUGCCAGGUUCACUUGGAAGUUGUGACAGUCUGAGGUCUCUUCGAGUCGAAAAUAACCGACUUUCUGGUGAGGUUCCUGAUGGAUUAUGGACAGGUAAGAGUUUGUCAAUGCUUUUGAUGAAUGAUAACUUGUUAACUGGUCAGCUUCCACAUAGAGUGGCAUCAAAUUUGUCAAAAGUUGAUAUCAGCAAUAACAAGUUUUCGGGCGAAUUACCAGCUGGUAUGGGUACUUGGCACAAUCUAAGUGAGUUCAAGGCAAGUAAUAAUCUCUUAAGUGGUCAAAUCCCUCAAGAAUUGACUCUUCUUCCAGGGAUAACUAAACUUUUUCUUGAUGGUAAUCUACUAUCUGGAAAUUUUCCAUCGAAUAUAUCGUCGUGGAAGACUCUUGUCACAUUAAAUAGCAGAAAAAAUCAGCUUUCAGGUCCUAUACCUUCUGCACUUGGCCUUUUACCAAAUCUCAUUGAUUUGGACUUGUCAAGUAACCAAUUUUCAGGUGUUAUUCCAACUGAAUUAGGUAACUUGAGGUUAACUUCACUUAACCUGUCAUCCAAUCGCCUGUCGGGUGAAAUCCCAUCUCAGUUGGAAAAUGCAGCUUUUGGUAAGAGCUUCUCGGAUAAUCCUGGUCUUUGUGCAAGUAAUCCAUCAGUAGAAGUCGCGUCUUGCAAGAGGGAAACUAAUUCAGAUAAGUUUCCUGUUGGACUUGUUGCUGCUCUUGCUAGUGUAGCAGCAGUUACUUUCCUUGUGGCAGUUCUGUAUGGUCUGUUUGUGUUGAGAAGUCAUAGAAAAAGAAAACAAGAAUCAGUUUCGACAUGGAAACAAACAUCAUUUCACAAAUUAGACUUCACAGAAUCAGACAUUGUAUCCAAUCUGACCGAAAACAACAUAAUUGGAAGUGGAGGAUCGGGACAGGUCUACCUCGUGCCUUUAAGCCAAUCAGGUGACUAUGUUGCUGUCAAGAGGAUUUGGAGAAACCAAAGGUUGGAUCACAAGCAUGAGAAACAGUUUCUUGCUGAAGUUCAGAUAUUAGGCACGAUUCGACACACCAAUAUAGUGAAACUCCUCUGCUGCAUCUUCAGUGAAGAGUCGAAACUUCUUGUCUACGAAUAUAUGGAGAAUAGGAGCUUGGAUAUAUGGCUUCACUCAAAGAAUAGGUUGAACAAUGCCUCAAGAUCAACACCACAUCUGGUCUUGGAAUGGCCUAGGAGGCUGCAAAUCGCGAUAGGAGCUGCCCGUGGUCUUUGCUACAUGCACCACGACUGCUCACCACCUAUUAUUCAUCGCGAUGUGAAGUCAAGCAACAUCCUAUUGGAUUCUCAAUUCAAUGCAAAAAUUGCAGAUUUUGGCCUUGCCAGGAUGUUACUCAAGCCUGGAGAUAACACAGUGACAGCAGUAGCUGGCUCUUUCGGAUACAUUGCACCAGAGUAUGCACGAAAAACUAGAGUGACCGAGAAAAUUGAUGUGUAUAGCUUUGGAGUCAUACUUUUGGAACUGGUGACUGGAAAAGAAGCCAAUCUUGGAGAUGAAGAUUCAUGUCUUGCAGACUGGGCAUGGCGCCACCUUCAAAAAGGGAAACCGAUGGCUGAUGCAUUAGAUGAGGACAUCAAAGAAACGCGAUACUUGGAAGAAAUCUUCGUUGUGUUUAAGCUUGGAAUCUUUUGCACCAGCACAUUUCCUUCAUCAAGGCCAACAAUGAAGGAAGUUCUGCAAAUCUUGAUCCAAUGUAGCAACGGUUCACCUACAUCUGGAGAAAAGAAAAAUGAAACAGAACAGGAUGUUUUGCCACUCCUCAAGAACUCAAGGAGUGAGAGGAUUGAAGAAAAUGAUGAUGUUGGUUUAACAUCAAUUAUUUGAUGGCAUUACAAUAUGAUUAGAGUGAAGGAGAGCCUUGACGUAACUAGUAAAGUUGUUGUGGAAAUAGUCUCUCGCAAAAAUGCAGGGUAAGGUUAUGUACAAUAGAUUCUUGUGGUCCGGUCCUUCCCAGGACCUUGCGCAUAGUGAAAGUUUGUGCACCGGGCAGCCUUUUUUUAACAAUAUGAUAAGAGUAAGAAAUAGCAAAGAAUAAGACCAAUAGAUAAUGUAUCAGGUAGUGAAAACUAGCAUUGUACAUACACUGUAUUGGAUCCAUAGUGUUGCUUUGCAUUGUUUUGCUACAUAAA